Molecule: messenger RNA, 722 nt
Organism: Drosophila erecta
Lineage: Eukaryota; Metazoa; Arthropoda; Insecta; Diptera; Drosophilidae
Gene: Npc2c
Exons: 3
Coding region: 38-535 (165 amino acids)
Biological process (GO): intracellular cholesterol transport
Molecular function (GO): sterol binding
Source: RefSeq, a predicted model, not a curated record
UGCAGAGCAAGCAACAGGAACCAAAAUCAAGAGCAAAAUGUCCAGCUUCAAGAAGUUCUCCCUGUGCCUAGUGCUUUCCAUUAUGUGGACUUUGGUUGCAGCCAGCACGCCAAUUAGGCCAUGUGCCGACAGCAGCUAUCCCCUGCCUCUGAUGGUGCAAAUCGAUGAUUGCGACGCCUUGCCCUGCGAUUUGUGGAAGGGAACCGAGGCCAAGAUCGACAUCCAAUUUGUUGCCACUCGCAAUACCAUGAAGAAGCUAUCAGCCGAAGUGCACCUGACCUCGCUGGGCGUGACCAUACCCUAUGACCUAGAAGCCUCCCGCGGCAAUGUGUGCAGCAAUCUGCUCCACGGCGCCUACUGCCCCCUGGAUGCUGGCGAGGAUGUGACCUACCAGCUGCUCCUGCCUGUGACCACCAACCAGCCGGAGGUGCCCACGCGCCUGGAGGUGCGCCUGCUGGACUCCGACGAGGAGAAUCGCGUGGUGUCCUGCUUCCUGGCCGACACUCGGGUGAAGAAGCCCAGCUCGGCAUCCUAGAGCAUCCGUCUGUGAUGGUGAUGCUGAAGAUGACUUAUAGAUUAGGCCACAAGACAUUGUAUCAAUGUUCUCGGCACUGCACAUCGACUGAUGGCAAUUAAUAGCGCAUAAGCAGUUGGCACUUAAGCUCGACAAACACUAUUAGCAGUUAUGAAUAAAUAAUUAGGGAAAAUAGUAUAAAUAAUCG